Telopea speciosissima is the source of this 2019-nucleotide messenger RNA. Its product is annotated as protein EFFECTOR OF TRANSCRIPTION 2-like. The record is from RefSeq and is a predicted model, not a curated record. Gene Ontology annotation, molecular function: DNA binding. The coding region runs from base 66 to 1649 and encodes 527 amino acids. Gene Ontology annotation, biological process: regulation of DNA-templated transcription. NCBI's taxonomy places the organism in Eukaryota, Viridiplantae, Streptophyta, Magnoliopsida, Proteales, Proteaceae. The transcript is spliced from 3 exons.
UUUGGAGCUUCUCUCUGUGAAUUUUGGGAACUUGUUCAUCUUUGAGCUUACUGGAACGGAAUGGAAUGGAAAGGAAAGAGAGAGGAUUAGCCGUGUCCAGGCUGAAGAGAGAGGAGUGUAAACGCACCAAACACGACUCCGUCUUCUCUAAAUGGAAGAUUCUGAUUGGACCUUCUGAUUGGGAAAACUAUUCGUUGGGAAAGGAAGGGAUAGAGAGGUACAGAAUACACAACCUACCUGUAAGUUGUUCAUGUCCUGGGCUGUAUGAGCUCGGCAUAGCUACAUACUUUACGGGCUACGACGAUCAUGGCGGAGAUGGAGGAGGAGUGCGGAGGAAUCUUCGCGAGCUCGAUCCAGACCGAAUAGUCGUUGUGUACCUUGGACAAGCCGACAAUGUGAGGACAAGACUCCAGCAUUAUGGCCGGGCUGGUUCUCAUCUUGGCGAUGGCAACUGGGUUGGUCGUUCCGAUCAAGAGGAUAAGAGCUCUUGGCUCCCUAGUGGAGGUCCUGGAUUGUUUCAGGAGAUCUUCUCCAGGGGUUUUCCAAUCGUAUUUAGAUGGGCUCCGAUGGAAAACAAGAAGGAAGCUGAGAGUACAGAAGCACUGUUGCUUGGAGUUUUCGAUUAUGCAUGGAAUAAAGGUGGAAAUGGUGCUCGACGCCCUACUGAUAUCCUUGUAGAACUAGAUAGAAUAAGUUCAAAAACUACCCUACUUCCGAACAUUGCCAGAAAGCUCCAAGAAUGGAACAGGCACCACCGUUUCCCUCAGAAGCAAAUGGGAAUCAGGAUCAAAGCCACCCCAUCACCUGCUUUAGAGGCUGAAUCUAUUAUCUGUAGUGAUCAGAAGCCUAAAAUUCUCCUUUCCAGGAUUUUCAAAUUUGGCAGAUCACAGCCUCAAUUACUUAUGCAAGAAUGCAGUGAUGAGGAGGCCCAUAGUAGCAUUUGCGGAGUGGCUUUAGGUGAUGGAUCUGUUUGUAGAAACAAACCCAUUGAAGGAAGAAAAAGAUGUGGUCAGCAUAAAGGGAAGAGAAUUAAUGGGUCCAUCUCUAAGUCGAUGAUAGAGGGGAAAUUACAAAUGCAUGGUCCGGGUUUAGAUGGAGGGCCUAUCUGUCUAGAAGUUCCUGUACUUGAAAGGAGUGAGACUAAAGGCGAUUCUAAGCUUGAGAACCUUCACUCCCAGAUUUUCAAACACGAGAGAUUGCAGCCUCCCUUGAUGAUGGAAAAAUAUAGUCUUAAUGAGGACUACACUCUAUGUGGGGUGAUUUUAGGAGAUGGUUCUGUUUGUAGAAGCAAGCCUGUCAAAGGUAGGAAAAGGUGCGAGCAGCAUAAAGGAAAGAGGAUUAGUACCUCCAUCUCAAAGUCAUUGCUGAAAGGGAAAUCAUGUGCAUAUGAUUUGGGCCUAGAAAUUGGAUCUGGCGAUAUGGAAGUAAGAUCAGUAUCAGUGGAGAUUUGGGAGCUUGAUGAUCUCUGUCCUCAGGUUAUAAAACAUGAUAGACGGCGGCCUCAACUAGUGACUGGAAGAUGUGUUUCUGUUGAGAACUACUCUACUAUCUGUGGCGUGGCUUUAGGUGAUGGAUCUGUUUGUAAUAACAAACCUGUCCAGGGAAGAAAAAGAUGUGCAGAACAUAAAGGAAAGAGGACUAGUGGGUGAAUUCCGAAGUUUAGUAACAGAAGUAACACUCGAUCUGUGUACUAUGGGCUUGGAAGAAAGAUCAAUUUGUAUGGAAGUUCCAAUAAAUUCAAGGAAGAGGUGUGAACUGCAUAAGCAAAGGAGGGCUACCCCCUCCAUAGCUACAUAUUAUUCUUGAAAGAACUUGAUGAGAUGAAAGUACCUGAUUCCAGUACUAGAUGUAUGAGACUUAUUUAUACCCUGUGUAUUAUCUGGGGAAAGUUGGUAUUUAGAUUAUUUGGAGGAAUCAGGUAAUGAACCCUCUAGGUAAUGUUUCUCGUUGCUUAAAUCUAUUUGGAGGCAAUGCAAUUAGAUUUUUCUUUUAGGGGCAGUUUUGACUUGGCUUCCCCUG